Messenger RNA from Dendrobium catenatum, 2952 nucleotides. RefSeq lists its product as uncharacterized. The coding region runs from base 442 to 2631 and encodes 729 amino acids. Gene Ontology annotation, molecular function: glycosyltransferase activity. The record is from RefSeq and is a predicted model, not a curated record. The transcript is spliced from 4 exons. NCBI's taxonomy places the organism in Eukaryota, Viridiplantae, Streptophyta, Magnoliopsida, Asparagales, Orchidaceae.
CAGCUGAUCUUCUUCCUUCUCAGUCCUUCCCCUUUUCUCUCUCUCUCUCUCUCUCUCUCUCUCUCUCCAUAGAUCUGAAAAACUAAGCCAGGGUAUUCCUGGCGGAGGAAAGAACCCGAGUGGUUGCUUCUGUUCUUGCUAGAGUGUCACUGUCAAGAAGUUCUAAAAAUUGUCAACUGACGAGCUAAGAAAGCCCUUUUCAUAUCAUCAGUCGGAAUCAUCUUUUCGUUCGCGGCAGUUUCUCCCGUCAUUGUUGCUUUCAGGAAAGCUUAGUAGCUGGAGACUAAGUUUUUAGCUACAGAGCCUCAGAAUUGCUGAAUGCCGCCCUAUCAUAAGCAACAAACGGUGAUAUCAGUGAUUUGCUUAGUAUUUGGUUAAAAAGGUUUGAAAUUUGUAUUGUUUGGGGCUUAUUGCGAGUUUUCUACUGCAUGAGAAGUUGGCAUGGAUGAUAUUAGCGGAAAAGGGGAUGUCCAUGGAAAUUUGCCGGGGCUGAAUUUGAUACGUGGUCCUGGAAGCUUGAAAACCUCUCUUUCCGGUAGAUCUGGUGCCAGGAACUCACCUUCUUUCCGAAGGUUGCAAUCCAGUAGAACUCCCAGGCGAGAUUUGAGAUCUGGCUCCGGAAGUCUGCAGUGGAUCAGGAGCAAUCGAGUGGUAUUUUGGUUGUUGUUGAUUACUAUGUGGGCUUAUAUUGGGUUUCAUGUGCAGUCGAGGUGGGCUCAUAGUGACCACAGUAAGAAAGAAUUUGUUGGUUACAAGGGUGAGGCUGUCGGUGUUAAAAAUCAGGAAGAUGCAGCAAAAGAAUUAAAUUCUCUUGGAUCCAAACCCCAAAAUUUGGUUGUGAAGGAACCAACAAUUGUUAAAAACAAGAAAAUUUCUGAUUCAAGUGAUUCUAAGUUACCUGUAAGAAGUAUUUCAAGGAUAGUAAAGAGUUCUUCCAGAAAAAGAGGCAGAAGGAUGCUAAAGAAGGUGACACCAAAGACUCCCGCGGUGGUGGUGGAGAAUACAGAGAAUGAGUCGGACGAUGCUAUUAUUCCAAAAAGAAACACUUCAUUUGGAUUGAUGGUUGGGCCAUUUGGGGAUGUUGAGGACAAAAUUUUGGAGUGGACUCCUGAAAAACGCAAAGGAACAUGUGAUAGAAAAGGAAGAUUUGCAAAGAUUGUCUGGUCACGUACAAUCAUAUUGAUUUUUCAUGAGCUCUCAAUGACAGGUGCUCCACUAUCAAUGAUGGAACUGGCUACAGAGCUUUUGAGCUGUGGGGCAUAUGUGAAGGUUGUGGUUCUUAGCAAGAAAGGUGGCUUGAUGAGUGAACUUGAUAGGAGGGGCAUCAGUAUACUUGAAGACAAAGGGGAGAUUAGCUUCAAGGCUGCCAUGAAAGCAGACCUUGUUAUAGCAGGAUCAGCUGUCAGUUCAUCCUGGAUUGAGCAGUAUCUUAGACGUAAUCCUGCUGGAUCAAACCAACUUGUCUGGUGGAUCAUGGAGAAUCGACAAGAAUACUUCAACCGAUCAAAGCAUAUGCUUAGCCAAGUGAAAAUGCUGACCUUCUUGUCCGAUAUACAGUCCAAUCAAUGGUUAUCUUGGUGCAAAGAGGAAAAUAUUAAGUUGAAAUCACAGCCUAUGGUGGUGCCUCUUUCUGUUAAUGAUGAAUUGGCAUUUGCUGCAGGCAUUCCUUGCUCCUUAAAUACACCUGCUUUCAGUACUGAGAAGAUGAUGGGGAAGAGGGACCUCUUGAGAAUUGAAGUUCGUAAAGAGAUGGGUUUGUCUGAUAACGACAUGCUUGUAAUGACUUUGAGCAGUAUAAACCCUGCUAAGGGUCAGCUGUUGCUUGUUGAAGCUGCUCAUUUAGUUGCUGAGAGAAAUGUUUCUCAGCGAGAUCCCAUAGUAAUAGAGAAAGAAUUUUCACUUGAUUCUAAUCAGAACCAAGGCACCGUGAAUAAUGUGCUAGGGGCUGGGAAACUGGAUUUGGAAGCUAACCUAACUGACUCUAAAGUAGAAGCUAAACGGAAACCUACCAAUGGAGCUUCGAAGAAGAGAAGGAGAAAACGCUCUAGAUCAAAUGGACUCUCCUUGCGCAAUGACAGUGAGACUGCAAAACAGGAUCAGCGUAAGUUGAGGCGUUUAUUAGCUGACAAAACUGGCGCUGAAGAACAAAGUCUCAAGAUUCUAAUUGGAUCAGUUGGAUCAAAAAGCAACAAAGUCCCUUAUGUUAAAGGACUUCUGAGAUUUCUUUCUCAGACUUCGAACAUGUCAAAUUUUGUCUUGUGGACUCGAGCAACCACUCGAGUUGCCUCACUGUAUGCUGCGGCAGAUGUUUAUAUAAUUAAUUCCCAGGGAGUUGGAGAAACAUUUGGAAGGGUUACAAUUGAGGCUAUGGCAUUUGGUUUGCCGGUCCUUGGAACGGACGCAGGAGGCACCAGGGAGAUUGUUGAGGACAAGGUAACUGGCCUCCUUCAUCCCCUUGGUCAUGAAGGAACAUAUAAUCUUGCACAGAAUAUCCAGUAUUUCCUGAACAAUCCUUCAGUGAGGAAGAAGAUGGGAUUGCAUGGAAGACAAAAAGUGCAAAAGAAAUACCUGAAGCAUCACACCUACAGCAAAUUAGCUGAGGUCUUCAUCAAGUGCAUGAAGGUCAAAUAAUAGUUUCAUUUGUGAUCAGUUUCUUUCCUUGGAUUGGAAUUUGUGAUGCAUCAGUGAGUUCUUUAGCCAUGGCUGGCAGAUUAUAUGUUCUCUCUGCUAGUUUUGCCUGUUCUGAUGCGUCUGGAAAGUUCUGGAAGAGUUGAUUUUAUCAUUUUAUGAGAAUGUAAAAUGGUAAUGCUUAAGCUAUUUGAACAUGAUAUACUUUGAUAGGAAUAAAAGAUGGGGUUGAUUGAUUUAUGUUCUGUAGCCAUGAUUGGACUGGAAGAAAGUGUUCUUAGUGAAGUUUGCAUACUAAAUAGAAAGUUUUUCAAUGGUCCCUCA